Molecule: messenger RNA, 3729 nt
Organism: Carassius auratus (goldfish)
Lineage: Eukaryota; Metazoa; Chordata; Actinopteri; Cypriniformes; Cyprinidae
Product: myelin transcription factor 1-like
Exons: 23
Coding region: 118-3729 (1203 amino acids)
Biological process (GO): regulation of transcription by RNA polymerase II
Cellular component (GO): nucleus
Molecular function (GO): zinc ion binding; DNA-binding transcription factor activity, RNA polymerase II-specific; RNA polymerase II cis-regulatory region sequence-specific DNA binding
Source: RefSeq, a predicted model, not a curated record
CAACCUUCUAGUAAAUACAACCGCCCACUUCUGUCUACAAUUUUUCUUUAAAGUAACUUUCUCUGUAAUGAAGUUGAGUAGUUUUGCGGUGUCAAAGGCGAAGAAAUCACCGCAAAGAUGAAGUUGUGCAAAACAUUUCUCGAGAAUGAGUUCAGAGGGCAGCUGCUGAGCCAGAGGUGGACACGAGGGGACAGAGUCAGCAGCUGUGAAAACAAGAGGAGUAGGAGACGAAAAAUGAGCCAGGACGCAGAUGAGAAGUGGACGAGGACACGCUCAAAGGGAAUCAGAGUUCCUCUUGAGCUUGUUGGACAAGAGUACAGCUGCCCUACACCAGGAUGUGACGGCUUAGGCCAUGUCAGUGGAAAGUAUGCACGACACAGAAGUGCAUUGGGCUGCCCAUUAGCUAAGAAAAGAAAACUCCAGGAGGCAGAGGAGAAUCAGCUAGCCCCCAAAAAGAAGCCCAAUGCUCUAAAGCUGGCCAUGGAUGAUGGGUUUAAUGCAGAGAGUGACACAAACAGUGAAACAGAAACAAAAGAUGAGGGAGUGGAAUCUGAAGAGGACACUACUGAUAAAGAGAUGGAAGCAAAAGAAAAAACACUUACAUUAGAAGCAGUGAAAGAAGAAAUUUCACAAGAGGAUUUAGAAGAGAAAAUGACACCUGGCAGAGAAACAUCAAGUUUAGUGCCAGAGAGAGAAACUGAGAAGGAAGAAGCCAAUAUCGAGACUACGUCCAUCCAACAAAUCACCAUGGAUGCUGAGGCAGAGGUGGGCCUACAGGUCACUGAAGAAAUUCAGGCUCGAGAGGAAGAGGUAGAGGAGGAAGCAGAAGAGAUUACAGAGGAAGAGCGAGUGACCCAGCAGCUGAAAGAGACAGAUGAGCCUGUGACAACAGUUGUCGAAGAAGAGGAGGAGGAGGAGGAGGAAGAGGAAGAGGGGGAAGAGGAGACACAAUGUUUGAGCCAGAAGAACAACUCGGACCACCAGUACUUCAGUGGAGACUUUGGCAAAAUCCAGACCAAAGACACUGGGGAGACAGAGAAGGACAGUGAAGAUGAUGAUGAUGAUGAGGAAGAAGAUGAGGAGAUCCAAUCCCAGGUUGAGCCUUCCUCCCUAACUGCCCCUGUCCCCACUGCUUCACCUCAGGAAUUAGACAUGAUGAUGCACAGCAACAUCAGUCUAAACCACCCUCUUGGAGAAGAUGAGGAGGAGGAGGAUGAAGAAGAAAGAGAUGAUGCUUCGGACAAAGACUCGCCCACUGUAGUAAUCGAGCUGGGUUCAGAGGGAGAGGAAGAGGAAGAAGAGGAAGAGGAAGAUGACGGAGAAGGAGAGGAGGCUGAUGAAGCGGAUGACGACGAGUUGGACAGCAUGUCACAGAGGUCAGAGGUCACAGAUGACUCAGAGACGUACGACAUGACACGGGGGAACCUGGGACUUCUGGAACAGGCCAUUGCCCUGAAAGCAAAACAAACCGGCCGUAGUUCUGAAGAGAGCUGCUCUCCUGAGCAGCAGCGCUACAGCAGCGCAGAGGAGAGGAUCAGUAAGACCAUGGAUAUCACAGCUCGUAGAGCAUACUAUGGCAAAGAAGGUUCUAGAUCAGAGAAGAAGGAAGUAAAGUGCCCUACUCCAGGAUGUGAUGGGACAGGUCAUGUGACUGGAUUAUACCCACACCACCGCAGCCUUUCAGGGUGCCCACACAAGGACAGAAUCCCUCCAGAGAUCUUGGCAAUGCACGAGAACGUACUUAAGUGUCCAACACCUGGAUGCACUGGACAGGGACAUGUGAACAGCAACCGCAACACACAUCGCAGUCUCUCUGGCUGCCCUAUUGCUGCUGCAGGGAAACAGAAAAGCAAUGAAAAGCAGUCACAGCCACAGACCUCUGUCAGUGAUCCUGCCAGCGGAGGCUCAAACUCUGACAGAGUUCUCAGGCCGAUGUGUUUUGUGAAACAGCUGGACAUCCCUCAGUAUGGUACCUACAGACCCAAUGCCAUGCCAGCCACUCCUCGUGCCAACCUGGCUAAGGAGCUGGAGAAGUAUUCUAAGGUGUCUUUCGACUAUGCAAGCUUCGAUGUACAGGUGUUCGGCAACCCCAUGCUUGCACCCAAGAUGCCCACCAGCGAAACCUCACCUAAAGCCUUCAAAUCCAAACCAUUCCCCAAAGCCUUGUCCCCCAGCCACAGCCUGUCAGGAGGCUACACCAAAAGCAGUUCCUCUUCCACCUCAAGUGGGUAUGAUUAUACCCAUGAUGCCGAAGCCGCACACAUGGCUGCCACUGCCAUUCUCAACCUGUCCACCCGCUGCUGGGAGAGGCCUGAAAACCUCAGCACCAGACAGCCAGAUCAGGCCAGCAAAGACAUGGACAUUGAGGUGGAUGAGAAUGGCACACUGGACCUCAGCAUGAAGAAACCCAAGAGAGAAGGAGUCAGGUCACCAGAACCAUCUUCAUCCUCGUCAUCAUCUUCUCAACACCAUGGCGUCACCUCACCCCACUCCAGCCACACCUACAAACAAGAGGAGUGGGAGGGGCCUCUGGACUACACCAAGUCAAACCAACAGAAAGAGGAGGAGCCAGAGGAGGUUGAGUACACCACACACUCAUAUGCUUCCUCUGAUGGAGACGAUGAUGAUGCCACUCAGGAGAGCAUGGAGGACAGGAAGUACCCUGGUGAGGUCACAACCUCCAGCUUCAAAGUCAAAUUCCAGCCCAAGGACAGCAAGAAAGAGGUCUUGCUAUGUCCCACCCCAGGUUGUGAUGGCAGUGGACAUAUAACUGGGAACUAUGCAUCACACCGCAGGUAUGCCAGAAGUCUCUCUGGUUGUCCCCUUGCUGAUAAAAGUCUUCGGACCCUCAUGGCUGCCCACACUACUGAACUCAAAUGCCCUACCCCAGGUUGUGAUGGAUCAGGACACAUCACUGGAAACUAUGCUUCCCAUAGAAGUCUGUCUGGAUGUCCACGUGCCAAGAAAGGAGGAAUCAAAAUCACACCGACUAAGGAUGACAAGGAAGAUUCUGAGCUCCUAAAGUGUCCGGUGCCAGGUUGUGACAGUCUGGGGCAUAUCAGUGGGAAAUAUGCCACCCACCGCAGUGCCUAUGGGUGCCCGCUGGCAGCACGCAGGCAGAAGGAGGGCAUGUUAAAUGGCACACCAUUCUCCUGGAAGGCCUUCAAGGCUGAGGGCCCGACCUGCCCUACGCCAGGAUGUGAUGGAUCAGGACAUGCCAAUGGCAGCUUUCUCACUCAUCGCAGUCUUUCAGGUUGCCCUAGAGCUUCAGCUAACAAGAAGAGGGCCAGGUUCCCUGGAGAUGAUUACAUCAGCAAGAAAUUCAGGGCAAGUGAUGUUCUUGACAAUGAUGAAGACAUAAAACAGCUGAACAAAGAGAUCAAUGAACUGAAUGAGUCGAACUCUGAGAUGGAAGCAGACAUGGCCAACCUCCAUACACAGAUCUCAUCCAUGGAGAAGAACCUCAAGAGCAUGGAGGAAGAGAAUAAACUCAUAGAGGAGAAGAAUGAGGCUCUGUUCAUGGAACUGUCAGGCCUGAGCCAGGCUCUUAUCCGCAGCCUUGCCAACAUCCGUCUGCCACAGAUGCAAGAGCCAAUCACUGAACAGAAUUUUGACGCCUGCGUGGACACCCUGACCCACAUGUUCACAGAUAAGGAGUGCUAUCAGAACCCAGAGAACCGAGCCCUACUCGAGUCGAUCAACCAGGCCGUCAAAGGCAUUGAGGUGUGA